AUGGAAAAAAAAAUACUUAAGAAAAGUAAUCCGGUAAGGGUUGACUAUGAAAUAGAUAUUAUCAAAGGUUAUAGUCCUAAAAAUCCUAAUCACAUUAUAGUAGCUAGAAUUGAAGUUUUAGAUAUAGCUGCAAAAGAAGAAUCUAUUGUAAUAUCUGUUAGAAGGUUCAAAAAUUUGCUCAUAGAAAAUUAUGAAAAGGAUCCUUACAAAGCUAGUACACAAAGUGAAGAAUAA
Molecule: messenger RNA, 234 nt
Organism: Pieris macdunnoughi
Lineage: Eukaryota; Metazoa; Arthropoda; Insecta; Lepidoptera; Pieridae
Source: the annotation of a GenBank genome assembly